Messenger RNA from Daldinia caldariorum, 868 nucleotides. RefSeq lists its product as uncharacterized. Bases 283 to 738 code for a protein of 151 amino acids. The transcript has 3 exons. NCBI's taxonomy places the organism in Eukaryota, Fungi, Ascomycota, Sordariomycetes, Xylariales, Hypoxylaceae. The record is from RefSeq and is a predicted model, not a curated record.
AUGUUUCUAAUGGUCAACCAUCCGAUCUAUAAUCUAAGUGGGCUUUGAAACCCAAAAUAGAGGGCAAAUAUCCUCUAGCCUCCGAACUGACUCGUGCCACCGACUGCCACCUUUGCCAAACCCACAUACCCCGGGGGCGUAUUUGGAACAGCAAACCCGGGGACGUGAACUUACAAGUCUAGAGAGCAAACACUUCUCCAUUCAUGGCGCAAAACUCUUCGGUGUAAAACGGUCUAGAAGCGUCUAGUGGAAGUUAGUUAAGGUGUGAGAUGGGCAAACCCAAUGCCAUCGCCAACUUCGGAGAUACAUUUGACACCUCGCGCAGACAGGGCCGCACGAAACCAAGGGCGUCUAACCGGAUCGCACGACGGCAGAAUCGUUCCUUAUUAUCAGCGGCCCACCCUUCAUGAGGAGGACCAGGAAGACGAGGAAACUCAUUUUCCCUGCCCUCGGCCUUUCCAGCUCUGGUGGGUCUUGCUACUAGCAAGUUUCCUUAGCUGGCUCUUCAGCUGCUCGUCUCUCAUACUUGGGAGAAGUCCUCUUCGGUACGCUCAACUAGCGAUUUCUUCGAGAACAUCGAUUGUCAUGUUGAGUUAUGGGUCGUGGUGGAGGAGAGCAUGGGGGUUCGUCUGUGACAAGGCCGCGAAAGAUCGAAUUGCGAUGACGCUAGCGAGUCAACGAAGAAUGAUCUUUCGGGGGAGGUGGCAGCAUAUGAUAAGCUCGAAAUGUGGCAUGUAGUAGAUGGCGCAGGGGAGUUACUCUCAACAACUACCAUAUUCGAGGGGAGUUUUUCUUCAGGCUUAGAAUUGCUAGCGACAAGAUCAGGGGGCAUGAGACCACUAACAUAACUAUGAACAGUAACUUGGAA